AUGGCGUUCCUUCGAUCACUGCUUUGUUGCAUUCGUCCCUCUGCAACACACUCCGCAACACAGACCACCUCUACCUUGAAUAGUGUAACAAGUCCUUCGACUUCUUCCACCGCUGCCUCAAGCACCGACCAGCUCGAGGAUCUUCCUGUUGCGGCUCGCAAAGUUGAAACUCUUAUAGGGCAGAAGGCUCACAUUUCACAAAUGCCUAUUAGGUUGUUCAGUAUGCCAUCCAUCGACGAAAAGUUGGCGAAGGAUGCCGACCCUUCCGUCAAAGCUGAUCCUGCUGCUCUCAAGGCCCUUCAACAGCAACAGCAAAAGACCGAAGAGGCCAACAAGAAGAAGAUGACAUUUUCGUACCAAGAUAAUCUGCCAAAGUUACCAAUUCAGGAUCUUGAUAAGACUUUGCAGAAUUACUUGGAGGUUGUCAGGCCCUUGCAGACGCAUCGUGAGCACCAAAGGACCAUCGCAGUUGUGAGGGAGUUCGCAAAGACCGUCGGGCCCGUUUUGCAGGACAAAUUGCAGAAGUACUCUCUUUCGCAGACGAGUUAUAUUGAGCAGUUCUGGUACGAUUCGUAUCUCAAUUAUGACAAUCCUGUCGUGCUUAACUUGAAUCCAUUUUUCUUGCUUGCCGACGACCCAACUCCGGCACGUAACAACCAGAUUACAAGAGCGGCCUCGCUAGUUGUCUCUUCGUUGGCUUUCAUCAGAGCUUUGAGAAGAGAAGAACUCCCAGCAGACACAGUCAGAGGAACACCACUAUGCAUGUACCAAUUCACUCGCCUCUUCGGAGCCGCCCGAAUCCCGACCGAGAAUGGUUGCUUGAUGCAGACCGACGAGAAAGCCAGACACGUUGUAGUGAUGUGUCGAUCGCAAUUCUACUGGUUUGAUGUUAUGGAUGACAACUCGGACUUGAUUAUGUCUGAAAAGGAUCUUGUCCAUAACCUCCAGGCUAUCAUGCACGAUGCGAUGGAAACUCCCAUACAGGAAGCUGCCCGCUCAGCAGUUGGUGUUCUCAGCACUGAGAAUCGUAGGGUCUGGGCAGGAAUGCGAGACCAUAUUCUCAACCACGAGGACAAUACCAACCGAGAGUGUCUUCAAAUCGUCGACUCGGCUUUGUUCGUUCUUUGUUUGGACGAUUCCUCGCCCGAAUCCCUUGCCGAGAUCUCGACCAACAUGUUGUGCGGUAGCAGUGUUAUCGAAAAGGGUGUUCAGGUCGGUACAUGUACCAACCGAUGGUAUGACAAGUUACAAAUCAUUGUUUGCAAGAACGGUGCUGCGGGUAUCAACUUCGAACAUACCGGUGUCGACGGCCAUACGGUGUUGAGAUUUGUCAGCGAUGUUUACACUGAUACUAUUCUUCGAUUUGCAAAAACCAUUCACGGCGGCUCGCCUUCCCUAUGGGCCUCGGUGUCUCCCGACCCGGCAAAGCGUGACCCAGAGUCGUUCGGAAACGUUAGCACAACACCACAUAAGCUGGAGUGGACUAUGGUUCCCGAACUUUCCCUCGGAUUGCGAUUCGCAGAAACCAGAUUGGCCGAUUUGAUCAACCAGAACGAGUUCCAAACACUCGAGUUCGAAGGGUACGGUUCCAACUACAUCAAGACCAUGGGAUUCUCCCCAGACGCCUAUGUCCAAAUGGCCUUCCAAGCCUCUUACUACGCUCUUUACGGUCGGGUCGAGUGUACCUAUGAGCCAGCGAUGACCAAACAAUUCUUACACGGCAGGACCGAGGCUAUCCGAACUGUCAGCCAGGAAGUUGUCGACUUUGUCCGCACAUUCUGUGAAGAUGCGCCAGCCAAGGCUAAGAUCGAUGCACUGAAGGCUGCCUGCGAACGCCACGUCCAGAGAACGAGACAAUGUUCUAAGGGCUUGGGACAGGAUAGGCAUUUGUAUGCUCUAUACUGUCUAUGGCAACGAGGUAUUCUCGAUGAAGGAUGUGCUUCUCCAUCGGUUGAUGGGUAUGUCUCUGGUGAAGAACAGGAAGUACCUUUCGGAUCCCCUGGUGGACAGUCGAUGAUAUCCGAGAUGUCUGCAACUGCUUCCACCGGUAGCGGUAGAGCAGUCGCCCGUGACAUUCCAGCUAUAUUUGCGGAUUCAGCAUGGGACAAACUCAAUACCACCAUCAUUUCCACAUCCAACUGCGGUAACCCGGCUCUUAGGAUGUUCGGUUUCGGACCUGUUUCUGCUGAUGGAUUUGGAAUUGGGUACAUCAUCAAGGAGGACUCGAUCUCGGUUUGUGUUAGCUCGAAGCACAGACAGACGAAGCGAUUCGUGGAUACCCUGCAUAGUUACAUGCAGGAUGUGAGGUACCUGUUCAAGCAGUUGAACAGGAAGGUUGUCUCGCCAUCUACUACGAAGGCGAGGGAGGCUGAGACUAGGCAAGCUGCUGCCCCGUUGAAGACCCCGAAGGGUAAGGAGAUUAUUACUAAGAUGGCCAGCGGUACUUCCUCACCGUCUGAGAGUGAUGGUGAGGGCGGGAUGCUCGGCGGAUACGGAUACUUCGACGUCGGAAGCUUGAAUAAGUUAUUGUCUGAGAAGGAGGAGGAGGCGACGGCUGGACAGCAGGUUACAACUAGGCGUUCUAUCGGUAGGAAAUUACCAUUGGCGGAUUACUAA
This is a messenger RNA of Orbilia oligospora ATCC 24927, 2616 nucleotides long. RefSeq lists its product as uncharacterized. Bases 1 to 2616 code for a protein of 871 amino acids. Gene Ontology annotation, cellular component: mitochondrion. The transcript has 6 exons. The record is from RefSeq and is a predicted model, not a curated record. NCBI's taxonomy places the organism in Eukaryota, Fungi, Ascomycota, Orbiliomycetes, Orbiliales, Orbiliaceae. Gene Ontology annotation, biological process: carnitine metabolic process. Gene Ontology annotation, molecular function: carnitine O-acetyltransferase activity.